UAAACAAACAGAAAAACCGCGCGCGCGAGAACUUCGUCGCACCGAAAUUCGUGUCGUCACGAUCGGUUCCGGAAAUUCGCGCAUACGACCAAACUAUGGACCCCACCAACACCAGCGGCAUGCUGUCCAAUCCGGGCCAGUGGAAGCGACCGGAUGAAAUUUUGCGCCUGCAACGUCUUAAGCAGAAGCAGAAGGCACUUCAGGCACGCAUCCAGCGACCCUCUUCCGGGAGCGGGGGGACGACGACCGUGGCCAGUGGGGGAAGUGCACCCGGUGGGGAUCCGUUUGCUGGGAACCAGAAGCGGAAGAAUCCGUUUUCAAAAAAUGAAGACAACGGUGCAAAGAAGCUCAAGCAGGUCAACGAACCGGAUUUGGGUGGAGAUGAGAGCAUUUUUGAGUUGCUUAGUAAAACGACGGCCAAGGAGGUGCCGAACAUCGAGGCCCCGCUGGCGAAACCCCUCGAGACUAGGUUUCGGAUCGACCAGCAGCAGCAACUGUUUGUGGAUCCGACGGCCGCGCCGGUGGUUCAGGAACCGGUCCAGAUUCCCUGCAAACACCUGCCCAUCCACUGGAGCAUCAAAAGUAGACUGCGACUCGUGUGUAAAACGGCAAUCCCCGGGAAUAACCUUCGAACAAACCAGGAAGCCAGCGGAUUGACCUCGUUUGUUCGUUGCAUCAACCUGAAAGAUUCCUCCGCCGGGCUGGACAUUUCGCCUGGAGCGAGAUUUUACCAGAGCACGCUGUACUGGCAGCAUCCGCACCUCCCCUGGCUCACCCUCUUCCCCCGGAACUCCAAAAACAACCACGCCGCCGUCGUCCUCGGCGAACCGGAACGGGCCAUCCUCGCAAAAGAGUGGGCCGUCAGCUUCCGGAACCUGUUCCAGCUGGUCCGCGCGCGCCAGUGUCCCUACUUUUACGUGUGCGCCAACAGCUUCACCGUGCUGUUCCGGGCGGCCGGAAUCGGUGGCCGCGUCGAGACGCACGCCCUGCUGACGCCCACCUCCCGGGGAAUGCGGGCCGCGCUCAAGCAGGAGGACAUUGAGUUUACGAUGCCGAUGAAAAAGACGGCACAGGUACAGGAUGCUGGCGGUGGCAAGCAGGACUUGAACCGGUCCGGCGAGUCCGGAAUCAGCGUCAACAAUGGCAGCUUUUCGAACUCGUCCGAGGAGCAGUCGACGAACACCCAACUGUGCGACGAGGAUGCCGGCAGUGAGGACGACGACGACAUGGAGGAGGAAAAGUGGCUCGAAAGUCUCGGCGUGGAGGCGGAAGAGAUCAAAAAGAUCAACUACAACCAGGCCAAAAAGGUGCAGCACCGGGAGUGCGACGACGACUACAGUGACCAAUCGACGGUGCUGAUCGAGGGCGUCGAGUGUCAGGCGUUCUUCAACUUUUUGCUGAACGCGAAGAGCACAACGACCAAGGUGGGCCGGCUGGCGGGAGUUCCGCCGACCCUGUUGGCACCGGUGUCCUUCGUGGGAGCCACACUGCGAACGCUGACGACCCGCUCGAGCAAGAUCCGGAUGGAGGGACAGGACUAUCACAGCACGGAACUGCAGGGAGUCAUUCUGCCGCACGUGAUGCCCUAUCUGUGCGGGUUGCUGACGGAAAUGAAGGACAACUUUAGCGCCACGAUGGUCAGCGUACAGAACACGGCGGCCUUUUGUAAAGUUUCCCAGAAGCUGAUCGACGACGCGGACAAGGAGAAUGAGGCGACGGCUUCCGGGGAUCAGGUGCUGUGGAAGGAGAACCUUUCCGACAGUGGACUGUCGGAGCUGAUUCUGGAGACGAUGUGUAGGGCGAGCAAAGAUUCCGUGCAUGAUAUGGAGCGAAUGGUUUACAGUAAAGAGGCGGGCGGGUACACGUGGAGUUAGGAAUAAAGUGAUUUAGAAACCAUU
Messenger RNA from Culex pipiens pallens (northern house mosquito), 1898 nucleotides. RefSeq names its product protein downstream neighbor of son homolog (gene hd). The transcript is spliced from 3 exons. The coding region runs from base 96 to 1874 and encodes 592 amino acids. Gene Ontology annotation, cellular component: nucleus. Lineage: Eukaryota; Metazoa; Arthropoda; Insecta; Diptera; Culicidae. Gene Ontology annotation, biological process: nuclear DNA replication. The record is from RefSeq and is a predicted model, not a curated record.